GCAAAAGCAUGUGGGUGUGGGAUUUGUUUAGAAAUUUCUUUCGUAGAACGGUCUUUGAUCAACGUUUUGAUUGACGUUUUCAAUUCAGUGAGGUAUUCUUUCUUCUAAAUAGCGUUAUAAUGGAAUCUUCCGAUGAAGUUGAAACACCAUUAAAAUGUAAGAAGAGACUUUUGAGCAUUGACGAAAAUCCUGAUGGACCCGAAAAUAAAAAGAUUGUGAAUGAUAAAAAAAUUUCGGAUGAAGAGGAAGAAGAAGCAUUACCAGCAAAUGAUCCUUAUACAAAUCAUUUUAAAUGUGAAUUGCCAGAAAUUUCUGCAACAGGAAAAUUAAAAUUUGAUAGCAAAAAAUUUGAUUGGGAGAAUAUUGGGACAUUUAUUCACUCUAAACCUCAAAUAUCGGUUAGUGAAAGCAAAGAACCAUCAAUUGGAAAAAAAAUUGAAACUUUUGCUUUGAAAAAAAAUUUGUAUUCCGCUUUUCAAAAUAUUCCUUUAUUUGAUUUGGAAAAAUCACCCGAUGAAUUGUCUUUAUUUAAUUUAAUUUUAAGCUAUUUUGAUGUUUUGUACAUGAAAAGAACUUAUCAAAAUGGUGAAAAUUUAAGACUUUUGUACAUUCUUCAUGUGUUAAAUCAUGUGCUAAAAACAAGCGCUAAGAUCAUUCAUCAUAACUCAAAACUAGCUAAAAAUCCUGAUGAAGAGUACAGAGAUCAAGGUUUCACUAGAACAACUUGCAUCAUUUUGGUCCCUUUUCGACACGAUGUUCACCGGAUCGUCUCUCAACUCACUUCUUUGUUGCCCAAUGCUGAUGUUAGGAAUAGAAAACGUUUUGAAGAUGAAUAUGGUUCCCCACCGAAAUCGGAACGAAUGAAGAAGAAACCCCAAGAUUAUGACGAAACAUUUGAAGGGAAUACCAAUGAAGAUUUUAAAAUAGGUCUUUGUAUAAAGAACAAAAGCAUCACACUAUAUUCCGAGUUUUAUAAAUCAGAUUUGAUAAUAGCAUCUCCGCUUGGAUUGAGACAAGUUAUAGGAGCUGAGGGAGAGAAAGAUAGGGACUUCGACUUUUUGUCAUCGGUUGAAAUAUUAGUUAUUGACAGGGCAGAUGUGCUUUUUUUGCAAAAUUCCUUGCAUCUUCUCCAUGUGCUGAAACAUAUGAAUCUUCUACCCAAGGAAUCUCAUGGAUGUAAUUUUUUCAGAGUAAAAAUGUACGCUCUAAAUGGAAUGGCCAAGUUUUAUCGCCAAACCAUUUUGCUGAGCUCAGUUGAAAAUACAUGGUUUGAAACAUUCAUUUUUCAAAAUCAGUGUUUCAAUUAUUCUGGAUAUUUGAGUUCUGUGACUAAAGUUAAGAGCCCUGCAAUACAACAAGUCCUUGAGCCAAUGAAAAUGUGUUUCAGAUGGUUUGAAACAAGCACCUUGGAAAAUGAAAUAGAUGAUCGGUUCAACUUUUUUAUUACGAAAGUUUUGCCAGACUUCAAGGACAAUGCUAUGGCUCAAACAUUAGUAUAUAUUCCUUCCUAUUUUGAUUUUGUUCGGUUGCGGAAUCAUUUUCGUGAAAUGGAACUCAGCUGUGUAAUGAUUUGUGAGUAUUCCAAGAAAGGAAAAAUUGCUCAAGCAAGAGAUGUGUUUUUCAAAGGAUACAGGCACUUUAUGUUGUAUACAGAGAGAGCUCAUUUUUACUCCAGGUACCAUAUCAAAGGAAUUCAGCACAUUAUAUUUUACCAACUACCAUUAUAUCCUAGUUUUUUUCAUGAACUAUGUAAUGCUUUGAUGGAUUCAAAUCCUCGAAGAAAAUUCGAGGAAAAAAGUUGUACUGUGUUGUCUAGUAAGUUUGAACUGCUUCAAAUGAAACAUAUUGUUGGUCUUGCUGAAACAAAACAUAUGUAUAAUUCUAAAAAGAAAAUUUUUGUAAAAUACACAGAAAAAUAAAAAAUAAAAAUGC
This is a messenger RNA of Uloborus diversus, 1932 nucleotides long. Its product is annotated as U3 small nucleolar RNA-associated protein 25 homolog. The record is from RefSeq and is a predicted model, not a curated record. Gene Ontology annotation, molecular function: rRNA binding; U3 snoRNA binding. Lineage: Eukaryota; Metazoa; Arthropoda; Arachnida; Araneae; Uloboridae. Gene Ontology annotation, biological process: maturation of SSU-rRNA from tricistronic rRNA transcript (SSU-rRNA, 5.8S rRNA, LSU-rRNA). The transcript is spliced from 4 exons. The coding region runs from base 120 to 1919 and encodes 599 amino acids. Gene Ontology annotation, cellular component: nucleolus; small-subunit processome.